Messenger RNA from Gordionus sp. m RMFG-2023, 3058 nucleotides. RefSeq lists its product as uncharacterized. Lineage: Eukaryota; Metazoa; Nematomorpha; Gordioida; Chordodea; Parachordodidae. The record is from RefSeq and is a predicted model, not a curated record. Gene Ontology annotation, cellular component: plasma membrane; late endosome membrane; lysosomal membrane. The transcript has 11 exons. Gene Ontology annotation, biological process: establishment of protein localization to organelle. The coding region runs from base 99 to 2234 and encodes 711 amino acids.
UUACAUCAUUUAGUUUAUAUUCCUUGUGCUAAAAUAAUUUUAGAUAAUGAAAUUUGGUUAUUUAGUUGCAUUAUAAAAGAUAAGAUACACACCAAACUAUGGAAAUAUUCAAACUCCACCUAAACAAAACGGUUUUGAUCUUAGAUUUAAUAAUCCUGAUUUCAACUUUUCUCCUUCCUUCAAUCAAAUGCUUACUAGACACCAACGAUAAUUUCAAAGGUCCUAAUGAAAAACUUAGCAUAACUUCGGUAUCCUUCCCUCCUUCCUCCUCAGGCGAAGAUAAUAAUUCUCCUCAUCCUUGCUUCUUAUUUGAAGGGAACGUUCAAUUUAUGGUAGCCUACACCGACAAAAUGACGAUGAAGCCCAAGCUCAUCACGUUCGAGCUGCCUUCCGAUUCGGUUCUAAUUUCGGGUAACUGCUCCACCUCCCCUUCUCUUUCGCCAUCUUCCCCAACUAACUUUACACUGCCAAACCCUAAUCUCGUUUCUAUCAGCGCCGUUUUCGAGGCUCGGCCGAUCCGAACAGAUGUGAAACCCUUCGAUUGCGUGUUAGAUUUGAAUUUCAGUGCCUCCGUGAUUUCCAUUAUUAACAAUGUGACCAGCUCACAGAUGGUUAAUCCUCUUAUUUCUGCUACUUACGUGACGCUUGACAAUAUGACCCUUAAUUGCGAUAUUAAGGAAGCUGUCUCCAAAGUCUAUGCCCACCUCUCAGAGCCAAUAAGAUUAACUCCUUUGGGAAAUUCCUUCACUUGUGGCCAAAACAUCGUUAAUUCCAUCUCCAACAAGACGGUAGAAUCUAAUGACACUUAUAAAAAUUUUAGGCACAAUGACCUGAUCACUAUAUCACUUUGGCCGCCAUUUAUUACUAUUUCUUUGAAAGCUUUUAGAGUUCAGGCUUUCCGAUCUCUUGUUGAUUCUGCAGAAAAAUCUGAAAUUAAUAAAAUUGGUGUCAACAAUAGUAAAACUGGUGAUGGUGGUAAUAGCGAUGAUAGGCUGGACAAAUAUUUCGGUCCUGCUGUCCACUGCGAUUCUGACUACCUUCCCUUAUCUCUCGAACCAAACAAUAAAAAGUUUUCAAAAUAUCGGGUUCCAUUUAUUCAAAAUCAUAAUAAUUCUCACCUGGGCAGCGAUGUUAAAACACUGUACGAUUAUACUGGCAAGCAACUUUUGAACAUAGAUCUCGAUUAUUUUACCAGAUAUUCCAACCCGUUUCCUUUUAAUUCAAAUAAUACAACUACCUCGAAUACUACAGCCAGCACUGCUACGACAGGCCUCACCACUACAUCUUCAAUUCCUACUAUAACUACGCCCACCCCAUCAGUUACCAUGCUACCCAAUACAGUUCCAGCUGCUGGGCAGUGGAUGAUAUACUACGAUCCCAAAGAAACUAUCGAUAAUAUCAACGUUAAAAAUUCAAAUAUCAUCGACGCCUAUAAAAGAGCCUGUCUUGCCUUCGAAAGCAGUCUUGCUAUCGAUGUUACAUAUUUGGCCCUGAAGGGAAACAAUAAAACGGAUAACAAACAGGUUAAAAUAGCUGUGCCAACCACAUCCAAUAUUAGCGGAAAGUGUACUAACCUUGGUUAUUUUUCCGAUGAUAGUCACACAUCUCCAUCUUCCACGCUGCACGAAUGGCAAAACCUUAAAUUGACGUUUCCCGUUAAUAAUCUGCCUUGGUAUUUGGACAUUGAGUUUGAGACGCUUCACGCUCUAUCAACUGGCAAGACCACGGUCUUACCAAAUCAUUACGCUUUACGUUCAAUUCGAGUCUCAUACACCACCCAUUCUUUUAACGAUUCAGUGAAUCCAGCCUACAUCAACUUAUCAUUGAGAGAUGAGGCUUUGCUAAAUAUAUUGGCAGCUCGGUUUAACGAAACCUAUGUCUGCACCUCGGAAAACAAGAUCAAAUUUAACCCCAACUUAUCCUUGAGUCAUUCCAACACGAAAGUUCACCCUUUCAUACCCUACAAUUACAGCUUACCCGAUACUUACAAAAACCAAAGCCUGAAUGGGAGCGUUAACAUUGAAGCCUACUUUCAAGAUGUAUGGAUUUGUUACAAUGACAGAAUGAUUAGCGAUAAAGUGGCUAUAGCUGUUGGGUGCGCCUUAGCUGCUCUUAUAUGUGUCGUUUUAAUUGCCUACUUUAUUGCUAGAAGCCGGAGAAGCGGUUCUUGGGUCGGAAACAUCUUUAGGAGAGGAGGAUCUGAAAAUGCUGGAACUUAUCAACCUAUCGAUUAAGGGAAAUUUUAGGGAAGCGAUUUGAUUUUUAUACCUGGUCAUAAGCUCCAAAAAAUUACUUGGAUUAUAAAUUAAAACAAAUUUUGUCUUAUUGUGGACUUUUUUUUAUAUUUUGGCCCCUUCUAAUUUCAAUUUAUUAUUCAGAUUGAAUAACGGAAUAUGUUUUAUUAUUUUUUUUAGAUUAAUUACUUAGCGAAUAUAUUUAGUUUAUCAGAUAGGGCCUUAGUCAUAAAUAUUUAUCUAUAAGUCGUUGAAGAAAGAACAUUAAUUAUUUUAUUAUAAGAAUAAAGUUUUUUAACUAUAUAUUUUUUAAAUCAUGCACUCAAUCCCAUUAAAUAAGUCAGAUUAGUAUAAUAUUAAAAAAUAAAUUAUCUUGAUUUCAUUUAUUCAAAUUGAUGAUUUUUCAAAUAUUUUUAAAUUUGAUUUAAUCUACACUAUAAUAGUAAUAUUUAUAAUACACUGAAAAUGACGAUUUUCUUACCAUACCAGUGUAGUGUAGAUUUGUUGAAAACAUUAUCAUAUUUUUUAAUUUAUUUGCGAGUAAAAAUUACUUAACUUGUAAAAUUGUUAAAAUAACAAUGGAGAUGUUUUCCAGCAAAUCUGAACAACACUAUAAAGUUGGUUUAAAUAUCCUUUUAUGCUUUUAUUAAUAAUCCUGCAAAAUUAUUCAAAUAUUAUUUAUCAAUGCGCAGUUUAUAAAGUGAUUUUAUUUAUAUUUUGGUUUGUUUAUUACAUUUUAAAUUUAAAGGAUAAUUUAAGAUUUAUAUUAUUUGUUUAACAUAUUUAUACUAUAUUUUAUGAAAAUUCAAUAUUUACAUAUCUAA